AUGCCACAUGUUAAACAAAAAAUGAUAGAAUCAUGCCCAAAGAAACGUAUGUUAUUGGGAAUCACGGUAUUAGGAAUUUUAACUAUAUUAGUACUAUUUAUUGAGUCACACUGGACAGAGUCGACCAAAAGAGACAAAAAGUCAAAUUUCAUUGUGGAGCAAAAUUCAACCUGCUGGGAGAACGGUCAUUUUGAAGUAAUCAAGGAAUGUGAACCCUGUACAGCGUUUGAAAUUCGUAGCAAAACUAUUGGUGUUUGCAUUCAUAGCCAUUACAAAGAAGUUCUCAAGUGUGCUAAUGGUGAAACUGUAACAAGAAGUUGUGAUAAAGCUGUUUAUUAUGAUGAACUAUCGUUUUGGAGGUUUGAAGGAUUUAUGUUUGCCAUAGGAUUAAUUUCUACUGUUUGUGUGAUAUCAAGAAGAAGAGUAUUAAACAAAAGGAUUUUACAAAGAGUUCAACGACAACUUGCAAACUGUGUUUAA
Diabrotica balteata is the source of this 480-nucleotide messenger RNA. The record is from the annotation of a GenBank genome assembly. Lineage: Eukaryota; Metazoa; Arthropoda; Insecta; Coleoptera; Chrysomelidae.